This is a messenger RNA of Anolis sagrei ordinatus, 628 nucleotides long. RefSeq names its product hemoglobin subunit alpha-D-like. NCBI's taxonomy places the organism in Eukaryota, Metazoa, Chordata, Lepidosauria, Squamata, Anolidae. Gene Ontology annotation, biological process: oxygen transport. Gene Ontology annotation, molecular function: oxygen binding; heme binding; oxidoreductase activity. The record is from RefSeq and is a predicted model, not a curated record.
AUGGCGGGUGCGGGGAGCGGGGCCAAGCCCCGGACUCCUCCAUCGGACCCCAAGGCAGGGAAGAUGACCGACUUGGACCGGCGGAACAUCCGAGAGGUCUGGACUGCAGCCUAUGAGAAUCCGGAGGAGAACGGACGGCUGGUCAUCAUCAGGUUCUUCACCGACUACCCCGUCAGCAAACAGUACUUCAAGACGAUCCCCACAGAGGGGGACCUGGCGGGACAUCCCCAGGUAGCCAACCAUGGCCGAAGGAUCAUGGUGGCCUUCAGCCAGUUGAUCGAGAACAUGGAGAACUGGCAACAGGCCUGCGUCUUGCUGCAACGGCUGGUGGACAACCACAAGAACAUCCACCAAGUGCCUUCUGGGAUGUUCCAGUUCCUGUUCCAGGCCAUACUCUGCACCUUCGAUGACCUCUUGGGGAGAAGCUUCACCCCAGAGAAGAGGAUCUCUUGGGAGAAGUUCUUCCAAGUCCUCCAGGAGGAAGUGGAGGCAGCCUAUUCCCGAUAGAGAGCCCCCCCCCCCAAUUCCCUUGACGAAACAWGGAAAAAGGGGCUCUCCCAAAAGSUACCCUCCCCAUUAUGUUUAUAUUGAAUACUAUGGCAUGGUUGGAAUAAAGUCCUUUGUUUUC